AGUCUCUCGGAUGUAAACAAAGCCCCGAGUCGGGACACUUUCGGCGGCAUUUAAGACGAAAACGACCUUAUUGUGGCGUACAAAAGCAGCGGAGAGGAUCGACGUCUUUCGGGGAUGAUUGUGGCUCGCUGUCACGCCAGCCGCGAUGGUUCUUUCAGAGCACAAGUGCCAAGUUUGUUGACGGCAGCGCGCGUCUUUUUCCACCAUGGCGCCCGUUUCAGCUGCAGGUUGCCAGUCACGGAGUGUAUCCCCCGUUUUUCCUGGCAGGCAUGCCAAUUUAGCACUUGUGUUGCUGGAUUGAGCGAUUUUUUCCCUCAUCAAUAAGUUAGCAAUUUCCACCUGCUUUCAAAAUGUGAACAUUUUUUUCGACUUUUAGCAAAAGUGACAGAGCACACAUACAGUUCCCCGAUAAACGACUUGUUUUAAGUACACGAAGUAAGUCACUGCUGAGCAAAAGUCUUCAAAUGUCUCUGCUGGCUGGAUGAUGUCAAUACCUCGUCAGUGAACUUUUGGACCUCCACGUGACAAGUGGCUUUCAAAUAUCAAAAUGUUCUUUGCUCCCUGGCUGCUGCACAGAGCCCAAACAUGAAGUGGUUGGACCUUUUUGGACACCUGAAAUGUGUCAUUAUUGGAAUGAUCCACGUGAAAGCUUUACCGGGCUCUCCACUUGGAUGCAUGAAAAUGUCCCAAAUCAUUGAAGAGGCCUGUCGGGAGGCCACCGUAUACCGUGACGCAGGCUUGGACGGUGUGAUAGUGGAGAACAUGCACGACGUCCCGUACUCGCUUUCCCCUGGCCCUGAGGUGAGCGCGUGUAUGACAUCCGUGUGCGCGGCGGUGAGGAGCGUCUGUCCGUCCAUCCCCGUCGGCGUCCAGAUUCUAUCCGCUGCCAACCGGCAGGCGCUCGCCGUCGCUCUCGCCUCAGGCGCUCACUUCAUCCGGGCGGAGGGCUUCGUGUUUUCCCACGUGGCUGAUGAGGGUCUGGUCCACGCUUGUGCCGGAGAACUUCUGAGGUACCGCAAGAGCGUCGGAGGCCAGGACAUCCUCGUCUUUACUGACAUCAAGAAGAAACACAGCUCUCACGCUCUGACCUCAGACGUGAGCCUGGUGGAGACGGCUCGGGCCGCCGAGUUCUUCCUGUCGGACGGACUCAUUGUGACCGGAACGUCCACGGGAGCCCAGGCGGACCCCAAAGAACUGGCGGAGGUCACGCGGGCCGUGAGUCUCCCGGUCCUGGUGGGUUCCGGUGUGACUCAGGACAAUGUGAAUCGCUACCUGGGCGCCAGCGGCCUGAUUGUGGGCUCCCAUUUUAAGGACGGGGGCUGGUGGAGCAACGAGCUGGAGGCGCGGCGCGUCGCCAGCUUCAUGGCACAGAUGAGAGGCCUCCGAGCAAGAUGGCCACACUGAACUCAAGGAACUCUUUCCGGCCUACUUUGACACUUUGAAAAACGUAGGAUGGGGAACUUCGAAUCAAAAGUUCAAGCCAUUUUGCCUGUGUUGUCAGCGGCGGAGUGCAAUCACCGCAAUGAGGCAAGCUGCAGUGUGGCCUAAAGUCCACAGGGUGGCGCUACACACCAACCAAUACAGCAGCCUUCCUCCCGGAAGCGCUCGCCUACCUUUUAGUUUGUAUCCGUUCAUUGACCUCAUUCAUGAGCUCACUAUUCGAUUUCAAAAACAAAUUGCGUUUCUUAUCCAUCUAGUAAUAUAUAUAUAUAUAUAAUUAAAA
Molecule: messenger RNA, 1723 nt
Organism: Syngnathus typhle (broad-nosed pipefish)
Lineage: Eukaryota; Metazoa; Chordata; Actinopteri; Syngnathiformes; Syngnathidae
Exons: 6
Coding region: 586-1404 (272 amino acids)
Source: RefSeq, a predicted model, not a curated record